AUGGCGGCCGAGAGAUCGAAGAGAGUUCGUCAAGCCGCGCAGGGGCAGGGAAUGGAGGAGACUACGAAAAAGAUCGAGCCCGGCUUCAGAAUCAUCAUAAGAGGCGCUCAAGCAAACGACGUGAAGGCCAUCGUCAACAUCUACAACCAUCACGUAGCCCACAACGCUUGUGUGCCGGAGAUCCACCAAGUCACCGAGGCAGAUAUGAAGAGGCGCAUGGACGACGUUCGCUACUUCAAACUGCCAUACCUUGUGGCUGUCAAGCCCGGCGCGACGAUUGCCGGCCGAAAGAAGAAGGGUCAACAGACUAUCCAACUACCUGACGAGGUCGUCGGCUUCGCCUUUGCGGACUUGUACAACGGCACGAAGAACAUGUACCGUUUCACAGCCGAACUUGAGGUCUACGUCGACAACAAGCACUACAUGAAGGGCGUUGCAUCCUGUCUCAUGGACAAGAUCCUCGGUUUGAUGGACCCGAUGUUCCCAGUGAAGGGCGGAUACGAGAUCCAAGGCGACGAAGCGGAAGGCAUUGGAUCGUUCCAGACGAUUAAGAACAUCCUUGUCAACAUGUCUUACGAUUCGGAAGAGGUGGCUGCGUGGAAGGAUAGGUGGCUUACGGACACGCUGGGGUUUCAAGGGCGUGCUCCUCUGAUGGGCCUGGGAGUGAAGAAUGGGAAGAGCGUCAACCUGAAGAUCUACCACCGCAUCACCGGUGAAGAUGUAGACCCUAAGAAGCUUCCGAUCUCACCUAUCUUCCUUCCUUAG
Molecule: messenger RNA, 765 nt
Organism: Saxophila tyrrhenica
Lineage: Eukaryota; Fungi; Ascomycota; Dothideomycetes; Mycosphaerellales; Extremaceae
Exons: 3
Coding region: 1-765 (254 amino acids)
Source: RefSeq, a predicted model, not a curated record